CAUCAUCAGCCAACUUUAUCUUGAAUCUUAUUGAAACAGGACUGAGGAAAGUAAUUGAAAACCGAAGAAAACAUUAAGGAGACGCUCAAGGAAUAGUGGUCAAGAUGUUGAUCACCAUGCUAACAGCCAUGUAUGUGAUGGUCAGAGUCGUAGAAUCGAUAGGGGUACGUUUUGCACGGCAACAGGACCCUUUGCCUUACAUGGUGUCCCAGCCUUUGCCUUGGCAGGUUCACUCAGUGUCACACAGUCGGAGGAGCAGCAAAGUUGAUGAGUUUGAUGGCUUCAGGAGGAACAGCAUAGGCGUGUAUAGAAAGAACUAUGUCUCCAUGGCUAUUGCUACUGCCUCUCUGGCUAUCCCAUGUGUCCUGUCGUGCUCAGACUCCAAUGCCAGCAAUGGGACGUGCACCACACCUGUUCCUCCACUCAGCCCUGUUGAAGUUGAGAAGGCCGCUGCCACCAUCCAGACCCAUUUCAGGAAGUUCCAACAGAAGAAACACAAGAAUGGCAAGUAGAUGGACCGGGAAGAGGGAUGCUGGUGCUGGUGCUGCAAGCCUGAGAGAAAACAGGAAGCAGGUGGAACGAUGUGGAUUCACCAAAGGACGGAUGAACUCUGUAAUGAUACACACAAAUGCAUAUACUCAUAUGCAAAUGUAUAUACAUUUAAACUGUAUGAUAAAUAAUACUUGAUCCUAGAUUAGUGACACAUUAUAAACACGAUACAGUAAUAGCUCACAUCUCAAAUAGCUUCUAAUAUUCUAUUUAAAAGUCUAAGUGAAAAAUACAUGUUAAAAUACUGUACAUCUGAAUGAGUGAUUAGUUUUGAUGUGCUGUGAGGGACUGGGUGCGUGAGUGGC
This is a messenger RNA of Micropterus dolomieu (smallmouth bass), 854 nucleotides long. RefSeq lists its product as uncharacterized. Bases 105 to 512 code for a protein of 135 amino acids. The transcript is spliced from 5 exons. The record is from RefSeq and is a predicted model, not a curated record. NCBI's taxonomy places the organism in Eukaryota, Metazoa, Chordata, Actinopteri, Centrarchiformes, Centrarchidae.